AUGAAGUCCCGAGUCUUGGCUCAUGAGGUGUCCGGACCACCAUCCAUGAUUGCUGGGGGAUCCGAAGAGGUGCAUCCCCAGAUUAGUGGCGAAUCCAGAGGGGACACAGAAGAAAGCGCCAUGGAUGAGUCAUCUAUGGCAAGCGCCAUGGAUGAGGCAUCUACAGCAAGCGACGCCGAUGCGACGGACGUGAGCGACGACGACGUCAGCACGGCGCCGAAUGAAGACGGCGAUGACGACUACCCCGACGAGGCCAUCCCCAUCGUCGCCUGCUGUAUCACGUGCCUGCUGAUCGUCAUGAUUAUCCUACUACCUCUCAUCUCCAGCCUCUCUGCCACUGACCUCAAUGACGAUGAUGACGGCAACUUCACCCUGAUCUGCGUAUUCGAGUACAUUACGUGGGACAUCUGGAACAAGACGGACCAGUGCACCGACUACGUCUACAUCCGGGCAUACUACUACGCCGUCAAUGUCAACCACGAGCCUCUCGUUUUCACCAGGAAAACGUUGAAGCGGAGGACUCACAUAUUGUACUACGACGACCCCAUGUACUGGUACAAUCUCGGUAUGGCGGACUUUGCGGUGAACUUCGUGCAACGCUUACGCUACGCCCACGCCGAUUGGUACCUCGGAAUGUGGGGUGCCACCUUCGUACGACUCCUAACAAGUCUGUGGGACACCAACAUCGUACGCGAUUCGCUCUACGAAUUGACUCACCGGACGAUGUUUGGCCCGAUCAACUCGUCGCGUUUCGACGGAUUCGCAAUCAUCAACUCGAUCAUCAAGGACAUGAGGGGAGCAUUUAAGGUCGAACAACAAUACAACGAGCGCAUCUUCAAAGGCACAAGCCAUCCAAUCAUACGGCCGGGCUGGACUUACUUGCACACUGCCGCCGUGUGGCCGGGAGGAGAGGACGUGGUCACCGACAGACACGUCAGGAACCUCCUCAGCGUCGCCGACAUCGUGGGCCUCAGUACGAGCAACACGACCGACGAACCCAACACGGUGCAGUUUGUGGGAGCCAGCCCCCGGUUCCUGUGGGCAUCGCCACCCAACCCGAUACGCGGAAUAUACCCGGGCAUUCGAGGAAUGUUGGAUAUGUUGCGAGAGUUCCCCAACUACAAGCGGCUCCUGAACCAAGACAGGAUCUGCUUCUCGAUCUCAUCGUCGAUAAACUACGCCCGGAACUUGUACCGCAAUAUCGACUUCAGGAUGGAGAUGGAGGACAUGGACGGCAGCGUCUUACGGUACACUCGCUACAGGUUCACUUCCAUCGACAACCACACCAAUCAAUACCCGUUGGAUUCGGAUAACUUCAAGUACGAGUUCAACGACACCACCUACACCCACUUUUGGAGCCUGCGCGUCGGGGGCAACCUCAAAGGGUUUUUCGCCUAUGACGACGCCAGUACGAUCGCUCACAAAAUGAGCGAGCUAUUGAAAGCCUACCCGGUCGACCGAUGUGUCGUGUUUGACGACCUCGGCGACGACAUGUGGGAGGCGAACUUCAAGCACGACGGCCGCACGAUCUCCUUCAAGAAGUACGAGAUGCUGCACGCCGUCUCCAGCGCCAUGGUGAAAAGAUACGGGCGGGCCUUCCCGUCCAAGUAUUAUUAG
This is a messenger RNA of Rhipicephalus sanguineus (brown dog tick), 1617 nucleotides long. RefSeq lists its product as uncharacterized. The transcript has 12 exons. The record is from RefSeq and is a predicted model, not a curated record. The coding region runs from base 1 to 1617 and encodes 538 amino acids. Lineage: Eukaryota; Metazoa; Arthropoda; Arachnida; Ixodida; Ixodidae.